Molecule: messenger RNA, 1318 nt
Organism: Tribolium madens (black flour beetle)
Lineage: Eukaryota; Metazoa; Arthropoda; Insecta; Coleoptera; Tenebrionidae
Product: delta(7)-sterol 5(6)-desaturase erg31-like
Exons: 6
Coding region: 6-1208 (400 amino acids)
Biological process (GO): sterol biosynthetic process
Molecular function (GO): C-4 methylsterol oxidase activity; iron ion binding
Source: RefSeq, a predicted model, not a curated record
UCAAGAUGGGUAAUAACAAGAAAAAACGUUCUCAAAACGAGAAUUUGUAUGGUUGGUUUCCCGAUCCUAUGGCUGUGACAUGGUCUGAAAAAUACAGUGAAACUCUUAAUAAGUUUUGGAAUUUAUUACCAAAUACUAUUGGAAAAUUAUUGGCAACCAUAUCAAUUUUCUUAGUGGGGAUCUCUGUCAAUGGAGAUUGGGUGAAUAUUUUCGUGCACAUUGCGCGGCAAUUUGGAUACACUAGUCGUCAAGAAAACUCAAGAAAAGAUGUCUCUUUCAAGUGGUCCGAGAUAUCAUUGGAGUCGCUAGGACUACAAGAUUUCUGGAGUUAUUGGAUAUUAUCAUGUCUUGUUUCAUACUUUAUGUAUUUUUUUAUAGGUGGAUUUUUACACUGGUACUUCUAUGUACGUCGACGUGACCGAGCUGAAGAUUGGAAAUGCCAACCGAAGAAGUGGUUAUCCCCUGAAUUGGAGAGACACGAAAUUAUUCUCGGAUCUCUGACACUUUUCUUGAAUGCGUCGACUUCAGGGUUGUUAGCCUGUUAUAUCGCUAACGGAGGGUACAGCACGGUCUAUUAUAACGUUGCGGAUUACGGCUGGUUAUGGUUUUUCCUCCAAUGGCCUGUCAUUUUUAUCUACCAGGAUUAUAUAACGUAUUGGAUGCAUAGAAUCUACCAUACGCCGUUUCUUUAUCGCAACUUCCAUAAGCUCCAUCACAAGUACAAACAACCUACGGCGUUUUCUGUCACCGCCAUCCACCCGGUGGAAGCUCUCCAUAUUCAGUUGAUGUACAUUCUGCCCCUUUUCAUCAUUCCUACGCACUGGUUCCCGUUUUACGUCGUAGCCUUGUACACGUAUUACCACGGAAUCAUCGAUCACUCCGGUGUAAAUUUUAAAGCAUAUUGGUGGCAACCGUGGCAACCCGAUGCCAUUUUUCACGACAACCAUCAUCAAUAUUUUCACGUGAAUUUUGCUUUUAAUAUUGGCUAUUGGGAUAAGCUUCAUGGGACUUAUCGGCGGAAGGACCGGGUAUAUACCGAAGACAUUUUCUAUGGGAAGGGCAAACGGAUUGACGAAGUUAGCGCUGAAGAGCUGAAAGCGGAUUUGAAGGAAAGGGAGUCGGAAAACCCGUUAGCUUACCGCGACAACAAGAUGGAGUUCAAAUUGUCCAACAGAGAACUGAAAGCGAUGAAAAGACCUAAGAAGUAAUUCAAUUGGAGAAAAACUAAUUUUAAAUAAGAUAAUACACGUAAAAUGUGAUGUAAUACAAGAAUAUUUUACAUGCAAAAUAUUCUAAGAUCAAAUAUGUGUGAAGUUCU